Molecule: messenger RNA, 2966 nt
Organism: Spea bombifrons (plains spadefoot toad)
Lineage: Eukaryota; Metazoa; Chordata; Amphibia; Anura; Pelobatidae
Gene: C2CD2L
Product: C2CD2 like
Exons: 14
Coding region: 317-2290 (657 amino acids)
Biological process (GO): positive regulation of insulin secretion involved in cellular response to glucose stimulus
Cellular component (GO): cytoplasmic side of apical plasma membrane
Molecular function (GO): phosphatidylinositol transfer activity; phosphatidylinositol binding
Source: RefSeq, a predicted model, not a curated record
ACGCGGUGGGCGGGGCUUCUCGGAGGGCGGGGCCGUGUGGAAUAGUUCCGGGAAGAGCUGACGUGAAAUUUAAAGACACAGUGUGACAGGUCGCUGACAGGAGCGGCGAUGCUGUCUGUGCAGCAGGGGGAUGGCGUAGAGGAGACAGGCGAGCUUUUGUGAUGACAGCCCCGGGUCCUCGCUCUGAGAUACGGAUCCGGUUUUCACCGCACUUGUAUCCAUAUUUCCUCUGAUUAUAGAGUCCCCGGUAUACACGAUCCGUGCCCAGUAGCUACGCGAUAAACUGCACUGAUCGCUGCCGCUCGUUAGGAGGGUGAUGGAGCGCUCCCCGGCCGAGGCUGCCCUGUUCGGGCUACCGGAAUUGCAGUUCGCCGCCUUAUUACUGCUCUUUGCGGCCUCUCUCAUCACAGUCCUGGCUUGGCUAUUUCAAGUGACCAGGGGAUCUCCUCGCCCUCCUCCGCCUGGUGCCCGCGCCCUGCUCACCGCUCUGUGCGGCUUCCCAUCCAUCAGAGAGAGCUGGAGCAGAGCCUGGGCCCGAGCUCUCAACCGGGAGGCGUCCCGAAGCCGGGGCUCGGUACAGCUCCUGUUUGAAGAGAGUGCUGCGCUCCAGCCCGACACUCACAUCUCUCGGGUGACCUGCACCAACCAAGCCGACAGCAACAUGGUGUUUCUUUGCAGUCUUUCGGCUGAUGCUGUCAGGUUCCCGGUCUCUGUGACCCAGGAGUCUCCUGCUGCUGUGUCUAUGGACACCUAUCAAGUCUCCCUCACGUUAAAACAUGCGCAGAUGGAGGUGAGACUACAGGAGCUUCCUCAGGAGGGUCUUCUCGUGUCCUGGGGCUUUAGGGAGCGCCCUGAUUUGAUGCUUGAUGUAACCCCUAGGCAUUCACAGCAGAGCAAUGAAGGUGGUGCAGAUCUUUGCACAAUUAAGGAUCUUAUACAGGAUGCGCUCAUCAGCGCUCAGCCUUCCAUGGUAUUCAACCUAAAGUCUAGCGAUGGUGAUACGGGUAUCCGCGACCGACUGCUUAGAGGAUCCCCAUGCCAAGCGCAGAGCCCAAAGCUUCUGGUUCGCCAGUUGCGUCUUCUGGAUUUCAUCUUGUCAGAGACCGAGGUAGAAUUGAAGUGUGAAAUAGAACUGGACUCUCCUCUGCAGCGCAAGGAGACCCGCAGCGUCCGAGCGCAGUCCAAAGAGGAGGCCUGCAACCUCUCGUGGAGUGAAGAGAUGACAUUUGAUCUUACGUCUGAAAGUAAAGAGCUGUCUUUGAGAGUCUGGCAGCUGGGGACCAACGGGGACAAUAUAGUGCUGGGAUACAUCACGGUUCCUUUGGUAUCGCCAAGCAGAGAGCUCUGCGGGAAGCACGUUUACCCUCUGAUUCUAAGCGGCCCGCUGUCUAAAGUCACAGCGCCAACAGUCUCUGUGGAGUUUCUGCUCCCGGAGCCAGCCUUAUCACGCUCUACAUUGGGAGCCCCAACUCCGAGACUUAACAUCACUCCAACUAAGAAAGUGGAGAUGGACCGUACUGUUAUGCCAGAUGGCACCAUUGUGACAACUGUGACCACUAUUCAGUCUAGACCCAGACUGGACGGCAAGAUUGACUCUCCAUCCAGGUCCCCGUCAAAGGUUGAAGUGACUGAAAACAAGCCCGUUGUCCUGCGGCGCACAUGCUCCAUUGGCUCCUCGCCGAGCGGAAGCGGUGGUUCUCCAACUUCUCUCAAGUUGGAUCCAGUGGCUGAGACUGCUAUUAGGCAACUGACAGAACCAAGUAAUAAGCCGACCAAGAAGACUCCCACAAAACGCAGUACUCUGAUUAUUUCUGGAGUCUCCAAGGUCCCAAUCGGGCAGGAUGAGAUGGCGCUCUCUCUUGGGUAUGCAGCCUCUAUGGAUGCUUCAUUGCAAGAAUAUCCUGUAAGUUCCAAUGAUCCUGUCUUGGAGGCAUCUGAUCAACUGCCUUCUGAGGUGACGCCACCUUUUGGGCCAGACACUGAUGACACCACACGAUCAGAUAUCUCAGAUCGACCUUCUGUAGAGGACCUUGAGUCUGAAACGGGAUCUACUGGGGCUUUGGAGACACGAAGCUUAAAGGAUCAUAAAGUGGGAUUCCUCCGCAGUGGUACAAAAAUGCUCUUCCGUCGGCGCCAUCGUGAACCAGGCCUUAGUCAGUCACAUGAUGACCUGACAGAUGCUGCCUCUCGCAAAAAAAACAGCUUUCCCCGGCGAUUGCUUAAACGAUUUUCUUUGAAGACCAAGUCCAAGCCUACUGUGAAUGGAAGUGCCCAAGGGGCGGAAAAAUGAUAGGUGCCAACCCAGAAUUGAGGUUUCUCCUGUCUACCUCUAGCCCGACCCAGCAUGAACAGGUGUACCCACUUUCCAAAACUGAUGCUGGACUCUGCCUGUGAGUGACGUGGACAGAAAGCAAAUGUGGCCAGGAGUCUAAACUAAGAGUGCAUGAAGGAAGUUAACUCUUUGAAGCCGAACUUUGAUGUAGGAAUAUGUAAGGUGCUAGUAUGUGAGACAUUCAGGGAUGGUGUGAUCCUUAAACUUGAGAUAGAUAUGGAAUUCUUCUUCUUCUGUAUGUGACUUUUUCUGUAUAGACAGAACAGCACCUAUUUAAAUAUGAAAUCUUCUGUCUUUUUCAUUAAUUGCUUAGAACCUUAUACAGCUCUGCUUCCCAAAGCGUGUGUUUACUUUUAGGAAAGCUGCUAAAUUACUUUUUUUUUUUAACUUACAGACCAUCAUGGGAAAUUCCGCUAUAUCUACAUUUCUGAUAAGCGUUUUAAUAUCUCUGGAAGUGGAUGAGUUAAGAAGUGUUAUUUAUUUAUGAAGGCAUUUUGUUAUUUAAGAGAUAACUGUGAGAUGUGUCCUUUACGCGACAUCUCCCAUAUCUGGUUUCUUACGGAUAUAUAAAAAUUAGGCGUUAAAACAAUUACUCCUGGUACGUAAUGCUUUAUAGCUAAAUCAAAAGUGAAAA